Messenger RNA from Lineus longissimus, 6286 nucleotides. RefSeq names its product acetylcholine receptor subunit beta-like 1. The transcript is spliced from 6 exons. Gene Ontology annotation, cellular component: synapse; plasma membrane; neuron projection. Lineage: Eukaryota; Metazoa; Nemertea; Pilidiophora; Heteronemertea; Lineidae. Gene Ontology annotation, molecular function: acetylcholine-gated monoatomic cation-selective channel activity; transmembrane signaling receptor activity. Bases 411 to 1949 code for a protein of 512 amino acids. The record is from RefSeq and is a predicted model, not a curated record. Gene Ontology annotation, biological process: regulation of membrane potential; monoatomic ion transmembrane transport; chemical synaptic transmission.
AUCUUUUUUGAACUUAACAAACUUAAUAUGAUUAUUUGAGUCUUCCACCAUGGACUUCAACGUUGUUUUACGCUAUUGGUGAAGGUAUUGUCGAAGAAAACCUUCAAUCUGUGUUUAAGUGUAUAUUGGUCUUGUUCAGGAGAAAAGGGAAUGUUAUGGUGAUGCCAGCAGGGAAUACUCCGUUUGAACUUUUUGCAAAGUGGGAGUCAGAAUAAAUACAAAAACACGUGUUUCAGGAUUAAAUAUGAGGAUAUAUAGGACCUAUUGAUAUUUUAACGAAUAGGUCGUAAUGGGUUGGCGGAGAUGAAGGAGAUGUUAUUUCUCUUAGUUUGGUUCAAAGCGGCUCGAAUUUAGAUGGUGUAUAUGUCUUGUCGAGCCUUGAUACCACUACGAUUCUAUCACCUGUAAUUAUGCGGAUCUUUUGGGUCGUAUUCGGGAUCGCCAUAACGCAUAUAAUAGGUCUUGGCAGUGAAGACGAAGUCCGUCUUGUGGAGGAUCUCUUCGAUAAACAAGGAUACAAUCCAUUGAUCCGACCAGUUACUAAUCUCUCGUAUAUAAUUCAUGUGGAAUUUGGGCUCGCCAUGGUCCAACUUAUCAAUGUGGAUGAAAAGAACCAGAUUUUGAAGACAAAUGUGUGGCUACGAAUGACGUGGAAAGACUUCCAACUGCAUUGGGAACCAUCAGACUAUGGAGGCAUUCAGGUCAUUCGAAUAAAACCAGAUAACGUUUGGAAACCAGAUAUUGUACUUUUUAACAACGCUGAUGGGAAAUACGAGGUAUCAUGGGAACCAAAUAUCCUAAUUUACAGCGACGGAACAGUCCUCUGGAUUCCCCCAGCCAUUUACAAAAGCUCAUGUGCUAUAAACGUUAUGUACUUCCCAUUCGACCAGCAAAUAUGUAAAAUGAAAUUCGGCUCAUGGACGUACGAUGCAAAGCAGGUGACACUCGGCUGGUACGAGGGACGAAAAAGUGUGGAUUUAUCAGACUAUGUCUACUCGGGGACGUGGGACGUUAUAGAUUGUCCAGCGCACUUACAUAAGUUUAACGAAACCCUCAAGGAUUUUGAGGGCAGGGAGUUCCUAAAACAGCAAGAGCAAAUCUACUUUAAUAUAACGAUAAGGAGGAAAACGCUUUUCUACACCGUGAAUCUGAUUAUCCCGUGUGUGCUCAUAUCCUUCCUGAGUGUCUGUGUGUUUUACUUGCCUGCAGACGCUGGAGAGAAAAUGACUCUCUGUAUCUCCAUUCUGCUCGCCCUGGUCGUGUUCCUGUUGCUGGUCUCAAAGAUUCUGCCCCCUACAUCACUCACAAUACCCCUCAUAUCAAAGUUUCUGCUGUUCACCUUCAUAAUGAACAUAAUCACCAUCUUUAUCACUGUGGUUAUCAUAAACUGGAAUUUCCGAACACCAAGGACGCAUCGGAUGCCGACUUGGGCACGAUAUGUUUUCCUAAACUACCUCCCUCGAAUUCUUUUAAUGAAAAGACCUGAUCACGAUCAGAGGUGGAGGGAAGGCCACCACUUGAAGCAACAGAAACAGCAUCAACGGCCGCCAAAUCGGGCGACUGCUGAGCCAAGAUAUAAUAUUAAUGCAAGAACUGAACUGCUUGAACUAGCUGAUAUGCCGAACUGUAGGAUGGGAACAGCUAGUUCGAUGGAUAAACAAGAUGAGGGCACGCCAGAAGGGUUCCGUCUAACACCCGAGAUGCAUAGAACAAUUGAGGGAGUUAAAUUUAUAUAUACGCACAUAAAAGCAGAAGAUGAUUACCAUACAGUCCGAGAGGAUUGGAAGUAUAUAGCAAUGGUGAUAGAUCGAUUGCAGCUUUAUUUGUUCUUGGGUGUCACCAUCGGAGGAACAAUAGGAAUCUUGAUUAACGCGCCUCACAUAUUUGAAUACAUAGAUCAGGAUACAUUAGUAAAGGGUAUAAAUGAGAAAACUCACCUGAUAACGUGAGAGUGAGAGGUAAUGCGCAUGCGUUUGCUGAUGUUCUUCCAUACGCUCCGAUUGCGAUGCCAUUUUGUCUGGCGUUCGUCCCACAUCUUCCAUGGUAGAAAGCUUGCCUAUGAUUGGCUGCCGCAUCUCACGUGAUAAGAAUACAGUUGAUGGAUUACGAUUGCACACAAGAUGCCGCUCAGAAUUAUCAACACAUUUCGUGGAUUUUCAUAGCAAGUCGUGGCUUAUUGGGAAAGGCGUGCGGUGGCGUUGAUGGUGAUGGUUACAGUGAUGAGAUUACAGUCGGUUGUUGGAGAUGCUGAGUUGUGUUGCCAUGCCAUUUUUGCAUGGGGUACUACAUCCGGGUGGGCUCCCCACGGAGAUUUUCUACUUGUAUAUGUUUAUAUCAGUGAACCAUUUUACAACGCAAAACCAAUAUUAUUCAAGACAACAAAAUGAUUUAGAAAUAUCCUGAAUAGCUUGAGAUGUGCUGUGAAGUAGUCUGACAAGUGUUGAUGCACUGUGUGUACCACUCAGAGCUUUUAUAUGCAGUUAUGAUAAAGCAAUAUACCGCGGAUUUGACGCCAAAUUUGGACAUAAUAAGUUCAGGAUUAAAAUGUACAUGAGUGCUAUGACAGGUCGCAUCUGCCUUUAUAUAGUCAAUUUAGUUGGGACUGUUUGAAACUUAUAUUUUGUGCAACAAAAGUGCUUUAUUACUGAAACUUGUAUAGCCCCUAAUCAGUACGUUGAUCGCUUAAUCGGAAAUUUCAGAGCUAGUUUGUCUGUUGUCUGUUGUAGUUAAGUAGAAUACGGAGUAUCUUCGUAUUGGAACUUUAGUUUCAGUUUCUUCGGUGUUCUAUAGUUUGAGGUGUGACAUCUAUGAAAUUCUUCCGAACCCUAAUGAGUAUCUGCUGAGUAUUACAGUUGUUACUCAAGGAGUUAGCUGUGAAAUAUAACUCAAGGCGAGGUUUGAAGUCACAAACGAACGCAGAAGAUCACUGUGGAGCGUUCAGUACUCCAGUCGACAUACAAGUACAUGUACAAAUGUAUUUCGAGAGCGUACUGAUAGAGGUUUAAGCAAGCUAAAGUGAUGCCGAACUGAGGUAUAUGGGUCGUCUAUCUAGGGUGGAGCUGAAUAGUGUCGGCCAAAUGGAGGUUUGGCAAAUGACUGCUGCACCAGUGAGAGUGAUGUUUGGUAAGACAACCAAUACUAACAGCGAGGUGUCAAUAUAUGAUCCAAAACAACUCAAACUAAACAUUAACAUAUGUGAUUUUGACUUCGUCCAACAGAAUAUGAAGUAUGGCGAUUAUGUUAUUCCUGGGUAGUUUGUUCAUUAAUUAUUUUGUAUAGAACAUGUAUAAGAAAUGGUAAUCACAACAAAUGAACUGGUAGUUAAGAGUUAAACUUUGCCUGAGCGUUGGUGCGGCUGUCUUCCAGGUUUUCUUUGAGUAGUAUUUAUUGGUAGUUUAUAAUCAGAUAAUGAACUAAUUGAUGAGUUACAUUUGAAAAUAAUACCAUGUCCGUUGCUUCAUCUUCAGUUCUUUUCAGUGGCUGUAAAUAAUAUAAACGAUUUUACAUAUUUUUAUUUCAAAUAUAACUGUCUGGACAAUUCCUACCUUUACCAUUACCCUUCCGUUGAAGUGUCAUCGACUUUUGGCUUGCCAGCGUAGAAGUCACCUGGAGAAAUGAUCCAGGGAACAAAUUGCCUUGUCUUGCAUGCGGGCAUUGGUUUAUAAAACAAGGUUCAUAACAUAAGGACAAGGUAUCCCUUCGACAGUGGUACUCGUGUUUUCAGGUUACAGGAGAUCUACAACAACCUUUAAAAAACCAAGUCUUACAUGAGGAUUCUUCGUGGAUCGGAUACUGUUAGUCGCCAAAAUUUCGCACUUAUUUUUUGCUAUUUGUGAAAACGAUUUUUCUGGAUCGACUCAUGUGUUAUUGAGUUCUUAUUUGCCUAUAGCUGACAUCUAUGAUGUGAUGACACUUUGUUUUCUUGUUUUUUAAAGUCGGCAUUAAAUCAAUCACGAUUGAGGUUUUAUCGAAAUUUUCGUGUCGUAUGUAAAACAAAACGAUUAUUCGAAUGUUGUAAAAAAUAUAGGGGUACAACAACUACAAUUACUACUUGGGUGAUAAUGUUAGUGCCGAGCAUGUACACAGCAUAGUUCGGGGAACUAGAGGUGGAGAGCUAUUAAGCCUAGGUUGAACUUUAUACUAUGAUCGGUUUUGUAUUUUAAUAUCCUCCCUUUGACAUGAUUGGUGUGGAAUUCGACACUUUGCUUAAGCAGGAAUUUGGAACUUCCGAUCAGAUAUUGACCAAUCAGAUAACCUCUAUCAUGUUCGGCUCAGACUGCAUCCGCAUUUGGGCUUAUGGGACUUUCUAUUGGCCAAUAGCUGAGCGGAAGCCCCAUAUUAUUGUUUGAGAUAAGUGGCAAAUGGUACCUGUGAUUAACGGGGUAAGUUAUGAACGUGAAUGCAGAGCAAACAUUACUUGAAGCCUAUUAGCAUUUUAGGCUGUUAUUUUUGGGUGUCAGCCUAGUCACCAUAGGCCUUCUACCUGUUGAUAGCAACAUUGAUACAAAUGGACUACAAGUCCAGCGCCAGUGAACAGCCUAAUGGCACGACGCAGCAGGAAAUGCCAAUUUGGAGCGAGGUCUUUACCCAGAACUGGACAGCGUCCUCUUGGGGUUGGCACUGGCAGGUUUCAUGCUCCAUGCUAGAGACUAGGGGUGAGCGAAGUCGUUUGUUCUUCAUAAACAGUGUUGUCGAUGACUCCAAAAUAUGAUCAGCAUAAAUUGCGAAUAAACUAUGCGAUGAAAAGAGGCAAAUAUUCAUGGCAUUGAAGUAUGUCGACGGAUUCGCUUGUGCUUGUGGUUCCAUCUAUGGUCCAUGCAAGUGGUAGACUUUCGUUGGGUCGCUAGGGCAUUUUGGAAAGAGUUCAUAAUUCCCUCUUACAAAACAGUUGGCACCGGAACGACUAGAGCUAAACCAAUUAUGAUCAAUCAAGAAGCUAUGAUAUUGUUUGAAACGCCCUGUUUUGUACUAGCAAGUCAAGUCUGUCCUUACGGUUUAAACACAUGCCGAUGUAUCCAUUGCUCUUGAGUGUGGCGCUCUUCCCUUCAAUUGUCUCUCAGGUGUCUGUAUAGUAGGUAGGUUCAGUUAGGUUCUCAGCUAAUUAACUGGACUAAUUAGUAAUAUCAAUAUGGUGUCAUUUUUAUAGAUAUUUCACGAAACAGUGUAAAUGAGUCUGGGUCCCAGUGAUGAUUGUAUACACCUGAUCUUUUUUCAUUUGCCGUCGAGUGAAUAUAAUCAUGACUGGUGUUAGCCAAGGAGGAUAGCGCAGGUGCGUAAGUUCUUGUCAUCUAAUAUUGCAUCUAUUAAGUGUAUAUAUGGGCAGGCGAUCUCCUUUUAAAAUGUGUGAUAAUAUGAUCAGAUAAGCUACUGUAAUCGUACUGAGUGACCGUAGCCCAUUGGGCUACGCGUGACAAUAAGGUUUGUUCAUUAUCGCGCUGUUCAAUUUUCGUAACCAUAUUCGAAAUCUGCUGUAAUUUUGUUCCAACUUCUGCCGGUCGUGGCGUUGAUUUAAAGUCCUCAACGGAACAUAGAGCAUGGCAUAAUGAGGAACUACGAAGUGACGCACGUCCGCUCUCAUCCUUAGGUGUUACCCUAAAUGGAGCCUGAGAGCGAUUCGGGAGUGGGGUGGUUGAUGGCAUGACUUAUCAAAGAACAUCCUCAGUGGUCUUGCACUAUAUCGUCUCUGCGUGUGGUAUAGCGUAUCAUUGCCAAAGCCAAGACACAUCCCGCAAACCCAGCGUCUUCCGUAGAAAGACUUACUUAUUUGGCUGAAGACCAUUUACUUUACGGACGUGAUUGUGGAAGUAGUGCCUGGAAGAAAAUCUGUGGCACGGAUACUCAAAUUGCGAGUGUCAGUCAGAGAAACACCGCCACCUCCCGAAUUGCCAUACCAUGUUCAGUCCUUCAUUGCUUCGUGACAACAUCUGAAAGACACCCAGAAACUAACUAAGAAUUACAUAUAUCGUUGUGAAAUAGAUGACACAGACCUAGUGCAAUGGUUGUGCUACGCAUACGGGUCAUGUAAAAUAUGUAAAUAGGAACAUUACCCAUUGUUAUUCGAAACGAGAGUAAACGAACUGGCUUCGUACUUAUCACGUGUUAGAGUCCGUAAUUAGCUGGUUCGUAUCUUGAUCUGUUUUAGAUGAGAAAGGAUAUCCUUAGCUAGCGGCGCAACGCAAUACAUAGUAUAAUCCAGUGAUAUUUUGACAAAACGGUAUUUCACAUACGAAGUAUGUUCAUGUAAAAAGGUAUUGUCCAGUAUUGUUAUGGUACAUAAACAUUUUUA